Uloborus diversus is the source of this 2292-nucleotide messenger RNA. RefSeq names its product zinc finger protein 271-like. Lineage: Eukaryota; Metazoa; Arthropoda; Arachnida; Araneae; Uloboridae. The record is from RefSeq and is a predicted model, not a curated record. Bases 1 to 2196 code for a protein of 731 amino acids. The transcript has 4 exons.
AUGGGGGAGAUGUCAUUUCCGCUCCUGGAGAACAAGAUCAAGGUGCUCCCGCAUUCCUGCUUCAUCUGCAGCAAGGCCUUCGUGCGGAAGAACACCCUGCUGAAGCACUACCGGGAGCACACCAAGGAGCUGGGGCCCGACCUAGAGCACCUGGAAGAGCAGCGGGCCAGGUACCUGGAGCGGAAGAACGGCACCCACGUCCCUGAGGAAGAAGAGCUGCAUCAGCAGCAGCAACAGCAGCCGACCCACAUCCUGCCUGAUCAGCAGCAGGAUGCCGACCACAACGUGAUCCAGAACCUGGACUCGAACGACAUCAUCAUCACCACGCUGUACUCCAACAACGUCAUGGUGCAGGCCAUCGAUCCCAUCAGCAUCGUGCAGUGCCUGGAUCCGGGCAACAUCGUCCAGAACCUCUCCCCGGAGGCGUUCCCGCUGCUGGACGCGGCGCACGAGUGCGGGGAGUGCAAGGCCAGCUUCUCCUCGGCCGAGGCGCUGCGCCGCCACUCCCUCAUCCACGACAGGCACCAGACGUUUUCCUGUGACACCUGCUGCGCCGUCUUCCCUUCCAAGAACGAGCUCCGGACGCACGACGCCAUCCACCGGCGGCACACCUGCGCGGACUGCGACGGGAGCUUCGAGACCCGGGGCGAGCUGGAGCGUCACCGGCUCUCGCACAAGGGCAACCCGGGCAGCUACGUGUGCGACGUCUGCUUCAACGACUUCGCGAGCAAGAAGUCGCUCAAGGUCCACGCCCGCGUCCACAAGCUGGAGUCCCAGACCCGGGAGAAGUACAUCUGCGAGUUCUGCGCCGAGAUGUUCGAGGAGGAGAGCGACCUCAAGCUGCACUACCUGUCGCAUCCCGAGGAGCGGCCGUUCGUCUGCGAAGUGUGCAAUGACAGUUUCGCCGACUGCGGUGCAUACGAGAAGCACCGGCUGAAACAUGCGGGACCCGAGCAUGAGUUCUGUUGCCCGCUGUGCGACGAAUACCUCGCCACCGAACGGGAGCUCCAUCUCCACAAGCUCGGCCACGACUUCAGCAGGAAGACGAACAACUCGUGCGACGUGUGCAGUAAGAAGUUCAAGAGCAAGGCGGACUACGACAAGCACAAGGAGAUGCACAUGAAGCAAAAGAUAUUCGUGUGCAGCGUCUGCGACGACGCCUUCCGGGAGAAGUCCGAGUAUGAGAAGCACAAGAGGAAGCACCUGAAGCGGGGAAGGGGAAAAAAGGGCGAGGACGUGGUCUGCGAGAUAUGCGACGAAAGCGUCGCGUCCGACGAGUACGAGAACCACCUGUUCAUGCACGGGGAGGGCAAGACGCACACUUGCCGGAUCUGCAGCGAGACCUUCAUGUUCAAGGACGACUUGGCCCAGCACACGCGGACUGCACACGUCGCGGACCGACCCUUCUCCUGCAAUAUCUGCGACGAGAGUUUCCGGUUCAAGAGCGACCUGCGCGAACACAGGCAGGUUCACGGCCGAAAGAAGCCGAACCGCGUCGAAGAAUACGAGAUCUCCAAGCCUAAGAGGAAACCUCGCUCGCGCAAGUCGUCCGCUGUCGAGGAAGACUCCUUUUCCCAAGGAAGACUUCCAGACCAGAUCCUCGAGUUAGCGGCGUCAUGCCGUCACUGCCGCUCGGAGUUCGGCUCCAAGGCGGAGCUCUCGGAGCACGCCGACUCGUGCCCCAAGGGGAGGCCACACCUGUGCAAGAACUGCGACCGGCGUUUCCGGUCAAAGGAAGAACUGCUGGUGCACAAGAAGGUGCACAGCAGGCGGCAGCCAUUCAUCUGCAAGGUGUGCAACGAGGGCUUCCGGUGUCGGGAGGCGCUGGAGGAGCACGGCGCGACGCACGACACGAGUCCCACCUUCCCUUGCAAUAUCUGCGAGGCGGUUUUCCCGACGCGGGAGGCGCUACGGGAGCACAAGCAGGGGGACCACAGCGGCGAGAUCGCCUACAUUUGCAGCGUGUGCGAGGCCACCUUCGAGGAGAAGGCAGAGUUCCGGGCGCACCGGGCCACGCACGGCGUCAUCCCGCACCAGUGCAAGGUGUGCGGGGAGACCUUCGGCGAGCGGAGGGAACUGAAGCGCCACUACCUGAAGCACAUACUGGAGCGGCCCAACUUGUGCCGCAUCUGCAAUGCCCCCUUCGUGCAGUGGGCCGCACUCCGCAGCCACUACCUCGGCCACACCCGCAACUGAGCCGCAAGAUGCCAUUCCGGCGGAGUUUAAAUGUCAUUCCUGGAAAUGUGGCAGUCGGCAUGCGUUGCCCGGCAGAAACUUACGCUCGAAGCAGGG